Bactrocera latifrons is the source of this 4273-nucleotide messenger RNA. RefSeq names its product rhophilin-2 (gene Rhp). Gene Ontology annotation, molecular function: protein binding. Lineage: Eukaryota; Metazoa; Arthropoda; Insecta; Diptera; Tephritidae. The record is from RefSeq and is a predicted model, not a curated record. Gene Ontology annotation, biological process: negative regulation of stress fiber assembly; signal transduction.
AGUUUUUAACGAAUCAGCGACAAUUGCGGACGUGAAAAUUCGAUACGACGGCGGUUGUAUCAACAUAUAACCUUUUCAUACCCAAACUCAUUUCAUAUUUCGUAUCAUUUAUUUACAAGUGGUUGUCAAACAGAGUUGCGGGCGCACUUCUCUGUGCCGAGUCGGUAUCAAAUUCCACGAUUGAGUCGUGUUACAGUUUCGGUUCGAAAAAAAAAUAAAAAAAUAAACACAAAAAAGUAAUUAAAUUAUGCUUAUGGCUUUUAUAUAAAAUUCAAAUACAUGCAAUAAACGUUGGUAUAAUAAAAGUAACAACAACAAUAACAGUUAGUGGCGACAAGUAUAGCGUGGCUAUAACUAGACGUGGCAAAUAGUGCAAAAACAAACAAUAUAAUAAUAUACAUAUUCGCGUGAAAUAACUGUGAACGUUUGGGAAGAGUUAUUUAACUCACCGGAAGCACAGGCAAUAAGAACAUACAUUCGUUUGUGUUGCAGCCUAAAAAGUGAAAUACCGUUGCUAUUAAUUCCAGUCGGAAGAAAUUAACAAAUUGGCAAACAAGAAAAGUCACAAAACAACAAAAUUUUCAAAAGUCUCACGCAACACUAUCGUGUUUAGACCACUUCGUGCGAGUUGCCGCGGUUCCACUCCAUGUUUUUCGGUCUUCAAGAGCUCAGCUGGUGUGUUUGUGCUUGAUUUUAUGCAAAUUAAUGGAAAGUAAUUAAAAAUCGGUGAAUGUGUACAUAUUGAUGAAAAUUAGAAAUAACAACAAAAAAAAAAAUACAAAAUCGAAAACGAGAAUUAAGUGAGUUUUCAGUGCAGAAAUAAGCAAGUAACAGUUGUUUUGCUUUUCUAACGGCAAAGCAAAGAAAUCUGAAAAAAUCGCAACUGCUGUGCAACACGCUGAAAGUGAAUAUUUUUAUCGCUCAACACAUACUCGUGCAGAUUGCAUGCAUUUGCCAGCCGUAGCUGCAUGUAUGUGUGUGUGUAGCUGAGAAAGUGUGCGUGCGAGUGCAUGAAAUACUUGCAGUAACGAGGAAGCCGUGAACAGGUGCGCGAGUGAGAGUGAAAAACCAACGUCCAUUGCGGAACUUCGAGGUAUCUGCUUUCGCACAACACGAAAAACAAAAGAAACAUAAAAUUAACAACAACAACUUAAGCUAAAAUACGCGCAGUUACUCGCUUCUGCACCCGAUUGUUUUUUUUUCGUUUUUGUAUUGGGUCUUUAAUAUUUUAUAGCGCCAACAGAAUAACAUAACGGUGUUGGUGUGCAGAUAACAGCAUCUUCGCCAACCGUACUGUGUGAGCGUACUAACAAACACAACAACAGCAACAUGGAUAACACAUCUUCAAGCAGCACCGCCGAUACGGCCAACAGUAGCGGCAGCAGCAGCACCAACAGUAACAGCAACAACUCAGAUGCCAAUUUAUCUUUCAGUUUCGUACGGGGCUCCGAUCCGCGUGCGGCCACAUGCCGUGGCAAGUUACAAAGUCGUCGCUGCAAAUUGAAUCAGGAAAUCAACAAGGAGCUACGACUACGCGCUGGCGCUGAAAACCUAUUUAAAGCCACCACAAAUCGCAAGCUGCGCGACACAGUCGCACUCGAGUUGAGCUUCGUCAAUUCGAAUUUACAGUUGUUGAAAGAACAAUUGGCUGAGUUGAAUUCUUCAGUGGAAAUCUAUCAGAGUGAUAGUCAUGAAAAUUUUAUGCCCAUGAUACCACUUGGCUUGAAGGAAACAAAAGAAAUCAGUUUUAUGGAACCAUUCUCCGAUUUAAUAUUGGAACAUUAUAGUGAGGAGCCAUCUUUGUACGUGGAUGCCAUCGCUGACAUCACAGACACCAGACAGGCGUCCAGAACACCAUCACGCGAUGCGCAAGGCGUGGCACUGCUUUUCCGUUACUACAAUUUGUUGUACUAUGUGGAACGGAGAUUCUUCCCGCCAGAUCGGAAUUUGGGUGUUUACUUUGAGUGGUACGAUUCGCUAACUGGUGUACCCUCCUGUCAGCGCACCAUUGCCUUCGAAAAGGCCUGCACGCUCUUCAAUUUGGGCGCCAUUUACACACAAAUUGGCGCACGACACGAUCGCACCACUGAAAAGGGUUUGGAUGCGGCAGUGGACAGCUUUCUGCGCGCCGCCGGCAUAUUUCGACAUAUCUACGACACAUUCACCAAUGCGCCCUCCAUGGACCUGAAACCGCAGGUGCUCGACGUGCUCGUCUCCCUGAUGCUAUCACAGGCGCGCGAAUGUCUCUUCGAGAAGUUGCAGCUGCAAAUCGAAGCGCUCGGCCUCACCGAGUCCAGUCAUUUGUUCAAAGACCUGGCAGGUGAGGCGGCGCAAUUGACGCUCGAAUACAAUGAAAUGCACAAAAACAUACAAAUGAAUGACACACACACAUACUUGCCGGAGUGCUGGGCCGGUCUGGUGCCGCUCAAAGCUGAGUUCUACAAAGCUCUGGCCCACCACUACGAGGCGUGCAGCGUUGAUGUGGCUGCCGACAAGACAUCGCUCAGCACCAAGAAGAGUCAGGCCACAUCGCAUGGCGGCACCGCCAACGAGUCAUUUAUCGGCAAUGCGCGGGAGGCGUUACGCGCCGCCGCCGCUGCCUUUGACGAGAGCGAAGAGGAUGCGGCAAGCGCGACGGCGCUGAAACGCGCCCAUCUCAAGGAGGCGCUGGCUAGUCAUGAAGAAACGCAACGCCUGCAGCGCAUGUGCAGAUUUUUGAAGAACAAACUAAGUCUGACGCAGGUGCUUAAAGAAGCCCACUACAAAACACAAGAUGAGUACGAAAAAUUUCUGGAAGAGGCGCCACAAAACGAUAUACAAGAUGAUUUUCACGUGAUAGAUGCAGUAACAGAAGCCUGUUCUAAAUUCACACUCUCCCUAACCGGCCCCGAUUUCACAUCGUAUAAAGUGGAGGACCCUUUCAAACGCCUUGGACCCAUUGCAAUAUUCUCAGCACGACGCCAUUGGACUGCGCCACGCUGUGUACGUCUGCAAAAAGGUUCGUCCAUAUAUCAUGAGAGCGCGCACACACACUACCGCUGUCACUGUCCGACGCCAAACGAGGGCCACGAAGUUGGCUGCAGUCAAUAUAAAGAGGAUGUGGAGAGCUUCGGCUUUCAUGUGCGUGGCGAUGCGCCGGUCAUUAUAGCGCAUGUCGAAAUCAACUCGCUGGCUGAUUUGGGCGGCAUUAAGGAGGGUGAUUUUAUAGUGGAAAUCGCCGGCAUCGAUGUGAAAUGGUAUUCACAUCAACAGGUGGUGCGCUUAAUACAGUCAUGUGGUAGCACGCUGGAGCUGAAAGUCAUUACGCCAAUGGAUAGAAAUUAUCUGAAGCCACUGUCGUCGAAAGGCUCGAUUUCCACGCUCUCUGCAGCCAGCUCAUCCGGCGUUUCGUCCGGUUCAUCCAGUCCUACUGGCACCACAACGAAACCAAAAGCCCGUUUCAAGACCACAUCGCCGAAGAGCCGCCUGGGCAGCCUCUCAUCGAGUUCAUGGAAUCCCUUCAGACGCACGCCGAGUUUAGCGAAGAUUUUCUGAAGCAAAAACAAAGGCAAGAAAACAAUUUCAACUCCAUUGGUGGCCAUUUUGUGCGUUUGGCGAAAAAUCCUUCCGCAUUCACUUUCAAUAUUCAUUUAACUUAAUGUAAUGCAGACUUAGUAACCGUUAGAUCAUAUAUUAUAUAUAUACUUAUUUUUACUAUUUCUUCUUUGUUAUGUGUUCGUGUGUUUAUUUCUUUGUUUUUCUUUUAUUGUCAGAAGGGAAACAGAAGAAUUUUCAGUUGAAUUGAAAUUUGUUUGCGAUUUUUUUCUUAACGGUUUUUUUUUGUUGUUUGCAUGCCGCAAUAAUUUCGUUUAUUUUCUGGGUUAUGGAAAAUAUUUGUUAAUUGUAAAUUAUAUGCAAAAAAUUUAAAAAUAUGCUAUAAAAUAUUUUCUUAUCUUAAAAUGUAAUUUUAUUAAUAUUAUUUGAAGGAAAAUCGGCUUAGUUACGUCAAAGCGCUUUCAAACUAGCUGAACGCCGCUUAAAAAAAUAUCUAAAAAUUAGUAAAACACAUAUAUACUACAAAAAUUAAAAAUUUACUGUUAUCUGGUAUAUAUGUAUGUAUAUUUGAAAUAUAUAUUUUUGUAAAUCAACCGAUGAACGCAGGGUUUAAGAGCAAAAUCCAUAUAUUUACACCUUAAGUGCUUUUUUUUAUAUACCAGUAAAUAUUUAUAUAAUAUGUACUUAUGGCUUUUGAGAAGCUUAAAAAAUUAUUUUAUAUGUAUGUAUAUAUACUUUA